UAGAGCAAUCACCGUCCCGGAAAGGGAAAUGUCACCAAAAUGAGGUGGUGUUUUUGAACAUUUAGGAGAAAACAACACUCUUGCAUACGCGUCCUGCUUAGGAGGACUAUAAGAAGAGGUCCUUGUGUGAAGACGCAGGUUUUAAAAUCUUGAAACAGUGCUUCUGAGAGGCAUGAAUGACUUUGCAGUUCUCAACACAGGGCGGAAGAUGCCCCUCCUUGGACUGGGAACAUGGAAGAGUGAGCCAGGAAAGGUGAAACAAGCAGUUAUUUGGGCCUUGGAGGCUGGGUAUCGCCACAUUGACUGUGCAGCCAUCUAUGGCAAUGAGGUUGAGAUCGGAGAAGCCUUACAGGAGUCACUCGGCCCCGGCAAGGCCCUGAGACGAGAGGAUGUGUUCAUCACAUCCAAGCUGUGGAACACCCAACAUCACCCAGAGGACGUGAAGCCGGCCCUCCUGAAGACCCUGAAGGACCUGAAGCUGGAGUACCUGGACCUCUACCUCAUCCACUGGCCCUAUGCCUUCCAACAAGGAGACGUUCCUUUCCCCAAAAAGGAGGACGGCACCCUGCUGUAUGACGACAUAGACUACAAGCUGACCUGGGCUGCCAUGGAGAAGCUGGUGGGGGAGGGCCUCGUCAGAUCCAUUGGCCUGUCCAACUUCAACAGUCGGCAGAUUGAUGACAUCCUGUCUGUCGCCAGCAUCAAACCCACUGUCCUGCAGGUAGAGAGCCACCCCUACCUGGCCCAGGUAGAGCUGCUGGCCCACUGUCGGGACCGGGGCCUGGUGAUGACGGCCUACAGCCCUCUGGGCUCUUCUGACCGGGCCUGGAAGCAUCCAGAUGAACCUGUUCUGCUUCAGGAGCCUGUGAUCGCCACCCUCGCAGAGAAAUAUAAAAAGUCCUCUGCUCAGAUUAUCCUGAGGUGGCAGACACAACGAGGAGUGGUGACAAUCCCGAAGAGUGUCACAGAGUCCCGUAUCAAGGAGAACAUUCAGGUGUUUGACUUUACCCUUGAAGCAGAGGAAAUGAAAAGUAUUUCAGCACUGAACAAAGGCUGGCGCUACAUUGUACCAAUGAUCCAAGUGGAAGGAGAACGUGUUCCCAGGGAUGCAGGCCAUCCUCACUACCCUUUCAACGACCCCUACUGAUGACUCGCACUACAACCUGAAUUUGUGCCUUCAACAACCCACCAACAACACAUCACCCUCCCACAUCACUAAUAAAUGUUCCUGGAUCCUGACAUUGGAAUUUGUCUUUAGAUUAUGUCAAAUCCUGCACUUAUCAUUAGAACAUUUCAAGUUAUUGUUGGUGAUGAAGACUGGAAAAUCUGGCGUGACUGUAUACAUACUGUACGUGUUAUUUUUAAAUAAACAUUUUGUUACUUCA
Siniperca chuatsi (mandarin fish) is the source of this 1385-nucleotide messenger RNA. It is a transcript of the gene akr1a1b, whose product is annotated as aldo-keto reductase family 1, member A1b (aldehyde reductase). NCBI's taxonomy places the organism in Eukaryota, Metazoa, Chordata, Actinopteri, Centrarchiformes, Sinipercidae. Gene Ontology annotation, molecular function: aldose reductase (NADPH) activity. The coding region runs from base 173 to 1147 and encodes 324 amino acids. The transcript has 9 exons. Gene Ontology annotation, cellular component: cytosol. The record is from RefSeq and is a predicted model, not a curated record. Gene Ontology annotation, biological process: aldehyde catabolic process.